CCACUGUCUCAUCUGUUUACUUUCCUCUUUUUCAAGUCACUGUACUUGGUUGCUUGUGUUGUAAAAUAACAAAAUAGAAGAAAUACCACUCAUUCUAUAGAAUGACGCAUGAAAAAUAGAACGGAAUCUCCGUCACGAAAGGUCAAGGUUGAAAAACAAAAAUGGAGUCGUGCAAUGCAGUUGAGAGAGAAGUUGAGAAAGUAUUCAGCAAAUUUUCCGGUUUGAAGGACCACUCUAACAAGAAUCUUGAAGAGUUGUGCAAUUCAAUUCAAAGUAUACAACGAGAAUUGCGAGAUGAUGACAAGCUUACCGCUACUCAAACCUUAAUACUGACACAGACUGUUCGAAGGAUCAAAGAGGCAGUCUCGCGCUUGGGGCAGGAACAUAAAGAACUACAUAGUACAGUGUCCAAAGUUGGAAAAUCCAUUGACAGGAAUUUUGUCAAUGACUUGACAUCUAUAGCAACUGAUGGUGCAUUUGAGGGAGUGGAGAAAACUCAUUUAUUAAAUGAAGUGGUUUGUGAACACUUCAUGAGACAAGGAAUGUUGGACAUUGCUGAUGCUCUUGUCACGGAAGCAAAUUUAGAAAUUGCAGAAGAGAAAAAAGAACCUUUCUUAGAAUUACAUAGAAUACUCGGAGCUUUAAAACAGAAGAAUUUAGAACCUGCUUUAAGUUGGGCUACAUCUAAUAAAGAUAGAUUACGAGAAAUUAACAGUUGCUUAGAGUUCAAGCUACACAGAUUAAAAUUCAUUGACCUCCUACGUCAAGGACGUAUGUCACAAACUGAGGCAUUAUACUACUCUAGACACCUAUCACAGUUUGCCAGUCAAUAUCCGAGAGAUCUACAGGUGUUGAUGGGAAGCAUGCUAUACCUAAGACAAGGUAUUGAGAACUCUCCAUAUGCCUAUUUAGUGGCUCCUAUCUACUGGGAUGAGAUAUGUGAUGUAUUUACACGAGAUGCCUGCUGUUUGUUGGGGAUGUCGGUGGAAAGUCCUCUAAGUGUCAGUAUCCGAGCAGGGUGCCUAGCCUUACCUCCACUGCUCAACAUCAGACAAGUGAUGCAGCAACGCCAAGUGGCUGGGGUCUGGAGCAAUAAAGAUGAGUUACCAGUAGAAAUAGACCUGGGAAAAGAUUACAGAUACCACUCCACCUUUGCCUGUCCGAUCUUACGUCAACAGACAACCGACGCAAACCCUCCGAUGAGACUUAUUUGUGGUCAUGUGAUAUCAAAAGAUGCUCUUACAAAACUUUCUAAUGGAACUAAAGUAAAGUGUCCCUACUGCCCAAUAGAACAGCUGCCCAUGGAAGCCAAGCAGAUUUAUUUCUGAAUGGCAAUCUUGACCUUACAAGUGGAGACUUGUUGCCUUUUGGGAGGACUUAUAUAAUGGAUGCUUUCUUCAUGAGCUUGGUUCCAAAAUUGAAAAUUUUGAUUUUGAAUUUGUCUUGAGAACUGAGCAUUUUUAAAUUCAGUGAACCAUUUUGAAUAAGUGCUCCCUCUAAAAGGGAAUUCAGAAUACAACACUGUGUAAGAAGUCCUAGGUGUUGUUUUAACCCAUGGUCUGUCAGCUGAAUGUUUUUUGUAACUUGGUUUAUGAGAUCAGAGAUCACCAUCUGGCAAAUUGGAGGUCAAAGUUCAACAUAGUGAUAAUUUAGAGGUUGUAUUGUAAGUUUAUGCAGACAUUUUGGAGGUCACAGGCCAACAAUUUGAUCCUUAAGGUCACAGGUCCACUCAGGAUUUUAUUGCAGGUCAUAUAUUAAGAUUUGGACACUGGAGGUUAAAGGUCAGCAUAAAGAUCAAAUGUCAGCUCAAUGACAACAUGAGCAUGUUUCUGUAAUGUGCUGGCAUAUUUACAGAAUUCAUGCUUAGACUAAACUGAAUGGACAAGGUUUUGUAACUGUUUUAUUUUACACUUUAGCGAAAUAUUCUCAGAUGCUUACUUAGCCUCUGAAAAAUCUAUGUUUUGAUUGAAUAGUGACCAAGAACUUUUUAAAAUGGCUUUUUAGGAACUGUUUGUUCUGAAUGUAAGAUUGCUAUAUACAGUACCUUGUAAUUUUUAUGCAGAUAUAAUUGUGUAAUGAAUGUGUGUUAACAACCACUUUUUGAUUUUGUGCAGCAAUGUGUGUGAGGGUACAGAACUACAGUCAAGGAAUGGUGUUUUUAAUGUAAGGAGUGUGUACAACGUCACUUGAAUGAAUGAAUCACACAUGUAUAUUAUGUCUGUGUACUGGAAUAUCUAGAACAUUGUAUGUAAACAGUAUAAUAUGAUGUAUGAUGCUGUAUUACACCAAUGAGUGUAUUACUAUUAAAUUCACUUAUAUGUUGUCAGCUUUUGUCAGACAACCUGUCUUUUCUGAUAUUUACUGAUGGCAAGGUAGCACAGCGAUUUGAUCAUGAGUGGUAUCUGCUUAAAACAACACACAGGUGGUGAUAAAGUGUGCCACUCUGGAGAGACUGCCAGUCUGGAGUAACAAAAGUGCGCUAGUCUGGAGAGACUGCCAGUCUGGAGAAACAAAAGUGUGCCACUCUGGAGAGACUGCCAGUCUGGAGAAACAAAAGUGUGCCACUCUGGAGAGACUGCCAGUCUGAAGAAACAAAAGUGUGCUAGUCUAGAGAGACAAAAGUGUACCACUCUGGAGAGACUGCCAGUCUGGAGAAACAAAAGUGUGCCAGUCUGGAGAAACAAAAGUGUGCCACUCUGGAGAUACUGCCAGUCUGGAGAAACAAAAAUGUGCUAGUCUGGAGAAACAAAAGUGUGCCAGUCUGGAGAGACUGUCAGUCUGGAGAAACAAAAGUGUGCUAGUCUGGAGAGACUGCCAGUCUGGAGAAACAAAAGUGUGCCACUCUGGAGAGACUGCCAGUCUGGAGAAACAAAAGUGUGCUAGUCUAGAGAGACAAAAGUGUACCACUCUGGAGAGACUGCCAGUCUGGAGAAACAAAAGUGUGCUAGUCUGGAGAAACAAAAGUGUGCUAGUCUGGACAGACUGCCAGUCUAGAGAAACAAAAGUGUGCCACUCUGGAGAGACUGCCAGUCUGGAGAAACAAAAGUGUGCUAGUCUAGAGAGACAAAAGUGUACCACUCUGGAGAGACUGCCAGUCUGGAGAAACAAAAGUGUGCCAGUCUGGAGAAACAAAAGUGUGCCACUCUGGAGAGACUGCCAGUCUGGAGAAACAAAAGUGUGCUAGUCUAGAGAGACAAAAGUGUACCACUCUGGAGAGACUGCCAGUCUGGAGGAACAAAAGUCUGGAGAGACUGCCAGUCUGAAGAAACUGGCAAAGAAUUUUACUGGAAUGCAACAUGCUUUCAACUUGGCAACCAGGAAAUUUGUAAUUAUCUGUUGAGAAGUUGACAUAAAGGAUGUAAUUAUACUGUAUACAUUGUUAACAGAUUGUAAUAUAAUGUAAUAUAUCUAUUUACACUUUAAUAUGAUUGUUUAUAAUGUAAUAUGAUGUAACAUGAAUGU
Molecule: messenger RNA, 3462 nt
Organism: Ylistrum balloti
Lineage: Eukaryota; Metazoa; Mollusca; Bivalvia; Pectinida; Pectinidae
Product: E3 ubiquitin-protein ligase RMND5A-like
Exons: 9
Coding region: 162-1328 (388 amino acids)
Biological process (GO): proteasome-mediated ubiquitin-dependent protein catabolic process
Cellular component (GO): nucleus; GID complex; cytoplasm
Molecular function (GO): protein binding; ubiquitin protein ligase activity
Source: RefSeq, a predicted model, not a curated record